UCCUAGGGUGUAGUCGGAUAUAGUUAUUUUCCUUCUGAAGUUUCUCCAUGGCGGUGGACACAAAGUACUGAGACCGUGGAAGUCUGCGUUAGAGCAAGGACAAUACUUCUGGAAGGAACAAACGCAUUUUUAAGGAGAAGCAAUUGGAAGUUUUCCGUAUGGUUUUACUUGUUUUAUCAAGAUUGUGGUAACUGGGUAGUUACCAAUCAAUUUAAAGUUCAAAGGUGUAAUAGAGGGAUUCGUGUAGUUGUAGCUUAAGUUUGAAACGGCUUUUAGAAUAGCUGAGAAUGGGUUGGUUUAUUCAAGUUUUGUUUUCAUUUACUUGUUUGGCUGUCUUCAGCCACAGUGCUAUGGAUGAAUGCACUGACGAUUCGAGUCGUCCUCAGCGAUGCAUGCCAGAGUUUGUCAACGCUGCUUUCAAUGUCACUGUGGUAGCUACCAAUACUUGUGGCUCUCCACCAGAAGAAUACUGCGUACAAACCGGGGUUACGGGGGUCACCAAGUCGUGCCACAUCUGCGAUGCCAGGGAUCGCAGACAACACCACAGUGCUGUGUACCUCACCGAUUACAACAAUCAACAGGACACCACCUGGUGGCAAAGUCAAACUAUGUUAGCGGGCAUCCAGUAUCCACACUCAAUCAAUCUAACUCUUCAUCUUGGCAAGGCUUUCGACAUCACUUACGUGCGACUCAAGUUCCACACCAGCCGCCCAGAGAGCUUCGCCAUCUACAAGCGCACAAGUGAGGAUGGACCAUGGACGCCUUACCAGUACUACAGUGGCUCCUGUGAGAAGACCUACCAGAAGACCAACAGGGGCUUCAUCCGCACCGGAGAGGACGAACAACAGGCACUGUGCACAGACGAGUUCAGUGACAUCUCACCCCUGACUGGAGGAAACGUGGCCUUCUCCACCCUUGAAGGCCGGCCCAGUGCUUACAACUUUGACAACAGCCCAGUUCUUCAGGAAUGGGUGACAGCCACAGAUAUCAAGGUGACCCUGAACAGGCUCAACACAUUCGGAGAUGAAGUUUUCAAUGAUCCCAAGGUCCUGAAAUCUUACUACUACGCUAUCUCAGACUUUGCAGUGGGAGGAAGGUGCAAGUGCAAUGGCCAUGCGAGUGAGUGUGUGAAAAAGAACGGUUUCGGCAAGCCGGUUUGCAACUGCAAGCACAACACGGAGGGCGAUGACUGCAAUGUGUGUAAGCCGUUCUACAACGACCGUCCCUGGAGGAGAGCUACAGCCAAUAACCCUAACGAGUGUCUGCCGUGCAACUCUAAUGGCAAGAGUGCAGAGUGCUACUUCGACCCUGAGCUCUACCGUGCCACCGGCCACGGAGGACACUGCCGCAACUGUGCCGACUACACAGACGGGCCCAACUGUGAGCGCUGCCUGGACAACUACUACAGAGACACAUCUGGCACCCGCUGCCUGCCCUGCAGCUGCAACCCAGUAGGCUCUCUGGCUACUCAGUGUGACAACACAGGGCGCUGCAACUGUAAACCCGGUGUGAUGGGGGACAAGUGUGACCGCUGCCAACCUGGCUUUCACACGUUGACCGAAGCAGGCUGCAGACCUUGCUCCUGUAACCCUUCCGGAAGCACACAGGAGUGUGAUGUCCAGACAGGCCGUUGCCAGUGCAAGGACAACGUGGAGGGCUUCAGCUGUGACAGGUGUAAGCUGGGCUACUUCAACAUGGACCUGCAGAACCCUCAGGGUUGCACUCCGUGCUUCUGCUUCCAGCAUUCCUCUGUCUGUGACAGCGCUGAAGGCUACAGCAUUGACACAACAUCCUCCACCUUCAACCGAGAUGAUGAGCAGUGGACAGGCCAGCAGCGUGACAGCUCCAGUGUUUCAGUCCGGUGGUCCACUGGUGGGGAGAUCUCCCUCAUCUCCGAUGACUACUUCCCAAUGUACUUUGUGGCUCCAGAGCGAUUCCUGGGCAAUCAGCUGCUGAGCUACGGCCAGAACCUCACCCUGAACUUCCGGGUGGACAGGAGAGACACACGUCUCUCGGCCGAGGAUGUGGUUCUGGAGGGGGCUGGUCUCAGAGUGGCUGUGCCUCUCAUUGCUCAGGGAAAUGCCUAUCCUGGAGAGAACAUGCAGACGUUUGUGUUCAGGCUCCACGACAGCACAGACUAUCCCUGGAGGCCCACCCUCACUCACUCAGAGUUCCAGAAGCUUCUGCACAAUCUGACGUCCAUCAAGAUCCGUGGCACCUACAGCGAGAGAAGUGCUGGUUACCUUGACGAUGUGAAGCUGAUCACGGCGAAGAGAGGUCCCGGGAGCCCGGCUCGCUGGGUAGAGAAGUGUACCUGCCCUCAAGGCUACUUGGGACAGCACUGUGAGAGCUGCGCCCCGAGAUACAGGAGGAGCAGACCAGACCUGGGGCCCUUCAGUUCCUGUGACUCCUGCAACUGUAACGGACACAGUGACGCGUGCCACCCCGACACAGGGAUGUGUAACUGCCUACACAACACAGCUGGGCUCAGUUGUGAGAGAUGUAAAGACGGUUACUAUGGAGACUCCACUGUGGGGAGUUCCAGCGACUGCAAGCCCUGCCCCUGCCCCGGAGGAUCCACUUGUGCUGUUGUGCCCAAGACCAAGGAGGUUGUCUGCACCAACUGUCCUACUGGAACCACAGGCAAGCGCUGCGAGCUGUGUGAUGACGGUUUCUUCGGAGACCCCCUGGGGGGGAACCGGCAGGUGAGGGUCUGUCGGGCCUGUAAGUGUAGCGACAACAUCGACCCCAACGCUGUGGGCAACUGUGACAGAGAGACCGGGGAGUGCCUCAAGUGUAUCUACAACACAGACAGCUUCUUCUGUGACCGUUGCAAAGAGGGCUUCUAUGGAAACCCGCUGGCCACCAACCCCAACGACAAGUGCAAAGCCUGCUCCUGCUCUCCAUAUGGCACAGUGGACAGACAGACCAGCUGUCUACAGGUCACAGGCCAGUGCCAGUGUUUCCCCCACGUCACCAACAGGGACUGCAGCGCCUGUCAGCCUGGCUUCUUCAACCUGCGGAGCGGAACAGGCUGUGAACAAUGCAACUGCAAUUCUAUUGGGUCCACCAACGGUCAGUGUGACAUCGGUUCCGGUCAGUGUGAAUGCCAGCCCGGCGUCACCGGUCAGCGCUGUGAACGCUGUGAGGUCAACUUCUUCGGCUUCGGAUUGUCAGGCUGCAAACCGUGCGACUGUGACCCAGAGGGCUCCUCGACAGCCCAGUGUAAAGAAGAUGGCCGCUGUGCGUGCCUUCCAGGCUUUGUGGGAGCCAGGUGUGACAUGUGUGAGGAGAACUACUUCUACAACCGCUCUACUCCCGGCUGCCAGCAGUGUCCGUCCUGUUACUCCCUCGUCAGAGACAAGGUGAACCAGCAGAGACAGAAGCUGCAUGACCUGCAGACUUUGAUUGACAACCUGGGCUCCAUGUCAGAGACUGUGAGUGACAAGGCGUUUGAGGACCGACUGAAGGAGGCAGAGAAAUCCAUCAUGGACCUACUGGACGAAGCUCAGACCAGCAAAGAUGUGGACAAAGGCCUGCUGGAGCGCCUGGGGAAACUGAACAGCACACUGACCACUCAGUGGAAUCGUUUGCAGAACAUCAGGAACACUGUGGACAACACUGGAACCCAAGCCGACAAGGCCCGCAACCGGGUCCGAGACGCCGAGAACCUGAUCGGCCUCGCCCGCGAGGAACUGGAUAAGGCCAAGGAUGCCAUCAGCAAACUGGACAUCAAAGCACCCUCCAUCAGUGGAGAUCCUAACAACAUUACCCUUCUGGCAGAGGAGGCUCGCAAUCUGGCAGACAAACAUAAAAUGGACGCGGAUCAAAUUGAGAAGAUCGCAAAAGAUGCCAAUGACACGUCCACCAAGGCUCUCAACCUGCUGACAAAGACUCUAGAUGGCGAGGGCAAGACCAACCAAGACAUUGAUGAGCUCAACAGGAAGUACAAUGAGGCAAAGGACCUGGCCAAGAACCUGGAGAAACAGGCCAACAAGGUGCAUGCUGAGGCAGAGGAGGCAGGCGACAAAGCCCUGAAGAUCUACGCUAACCUGACAAGCCUGCCACCUUUCAACACCAAAUCACUGGAGGACGAAGCGAGCAAGAUCAAGAAGGAAGCGUCUGACCUUGACAAGCUGAUUGACAAGACCGAGAAAGAGUACAACGACUUGAGGGAUGAUCUGCGAGGGAAGGAGACUGAGGUCCGCAAGCUGCUGGAGAAGGGCAAGACGGAGCAGCAGACUGCCGAUCAGUUGCUGGCUCGUGUCGAUGCUGCCAAGGCGCUGGCUGAGGAGGCCGCCAAGAAGGGGAGGACCACCUACCAGGAGGCCCAAGACAUUCUGGGAAAUCUGAGAGACUUUGACAAGCGGGUGAAUGACAACAAGACGGCAGCUGAGGACGCCAUGAAGAGAAUCCCAGAGAUCAACGCUACCAUCAUCGCGGCCAAUGAGAAGACCAAGCAGGCUGAGGGGGCACUAGGCAACGCAGCUGCAGAUGCCAAGGAGGCCAAGAGCAAGGCAGAGGAGGCAGAAAAGAUAGCCAGCGCUGUGCAGAAGGGUUCUGCUAAGACCAAGGCGGAUGCAGAGAAGGCCUUUGAGGACACUAUGAUGCUGGAUGGGGAGGUGAACGGCAUGAUGGACCAGCUGAGUGCAGCCGAGGCAGAGCUGGCCAAGAAGAAAGCUGAGGCCGACCAGGACAUGAUGAUGGCUAGCAUGGCAUCGGACAAUGCGAAGGAAGCGGAGGACAACGCCCGCAAAGCCAAGAGUGCUGUCAGGACCGUUCUCAACACCAUCAACGACCUGCUCAAGUCACUGGGCAACAUUGACAAGGUGGACCUGAGCAAGUUGGGCUUGAUUGAGGGGUCACUGAAGCAGGCCAAGGACAAAAUGGCGAACAGCGACCUGGACCGCAAGCUGGCGGAGCUGAAUGAUGUGGCCAAGAGCCAGGAGGAGAUGAUCACCGACUACGACAGGCAGAUCAGGGAGAUCCGGUCUGACAUCGCCAACCUCAACGACAUCAAGAACACUUUACCUGACGGCUGCUUCAACACCCCAUCCCUAGAGCGACCUUAACCCCCUCUCUCUCCACCACCUGUACCCUCCUUCCUCAUAUCCCGUCUGUUCCUGCUCCUUCCUCAUAUCCCGUCUGUUCCUGCUCCUUCCUCAUACCCCGUCUCUUCCGCUCCUUCCUCAUAUCCCGUCUCUUCCGCUCCCUUCCUCAUAUCCCGUCUCUUCCGCUCCCUUCCUCAUAUCCCGUCUCUUCCGCUCCCUUCCUCAUAUCCCGUCUGUACCGCUCCUUCCUCAUAUCCCGUCUGUACCGCUCCUUCCUCAUAUCCCGUCUGUACCGCUCCUUCCUCAUAUCCCGUCUCUUCCGCUCCUUCCUCAUAUCCCGUCUGUACCGCUCCUUCCUCAUAUCCCGUCUGUACCGCUCCUUCCUCAUAUCCCGUCUGUACCGCUCCUUCCUCAUAUCCCGUCUCUUCCGCUCCUUCCUCAUAUCCCGUCUGUACCGCUCCCUUCCUCAUAUCCCGUCUGUACCGCUCCUUCCUCAUAUCCCGUCUGUACCGCUCCUUCCUCAUAUCCCGUCUGUACCGCUCCUUCCUCAUAUCCCGUCUGUACCGCUCCUUCCUCAUAUCCCGUCUGUACCGCUCCAUCCCACAUCUAACACUCUGGCAGAAUGCCACCUUUUUACCAAAACGUUUUUUUCUUUCUUUUUUUUUCUUUGCUUUGUCUUUGUUUGUCUUUUUUUUUUUACAAGAGAAGCUAAGUUUCAUGGUUUUAAAGAAAGAGAAGAAGCCGCUUUGACAUGCAGAAACGUGAAAUGAACUAAGUAAGGGCAGUCGACAAACAUGCAUCCAUUCUCCUUCGGUGCAGCAGGUUAGGAGAGGUGUGGCAUACCUCGCUCCCGAGUAAUGAAAACCCACAUGACUGCACCACCUCCAGACUUCCUACACUUCUACGUGGAGGACCGUUACACCGUCUUGUUUCAUCACAACCUAAACCACCCCGACAGAAAACAAGGAGAAAUGUCCUCAGCCUUUUCAGAUGGGUGCAUGUCAUAUGAUAUAGCAUUUGUUUUAUUUGAUAUGAUAUCUAACAAGUUAUCCUUACCCAUCAUUCUAGACCGAAGGGCAUGCUGGGAAUGGUUUGUCUGUGAGAUUUUUUUUAGCUAUAGUUAUUUUUCAACUUCCAGUACAUAUGUGCCAUCCUUGGUGUUAUCAACCAUUUGUUUAAAAAACAAGCAGUGAAGGAAUUCUCACAAGUUUAUACAUUUUGUUUGCCUUCAUUUGCUUCCAAAGCUACAUAUAUUGCAUAGAGAAAGUAUUCCUGUUAUUAUUACACAUUUUUACAGUAUUCAACUCUACUGCACAUUCUGCUCCAUACCCACAUUAAAUAAUACUACAGUUUACUAUAGAAUACUACAGUACUUCGUAUAGAAUUCUGUAGUAAAGUGUAGUGUAGUAAACUGUAGUAUACUAUACUACACAUUGCACUACAGCAUUUCCCAAAAUCUGUCCUCUGUCAUUUCCCAAACACCGCUGAUUAAAAUAAUCAACUCAUCAAGCUUGGAUUAUUUGAAUCGGCUGUGUAGUGCUAGGGCAAAAAUACAAAAAUGCACCCCUUGGAGUCUCCAGGACAGAGUUUAGGAAACGCUGCUGUAGUAUAUAACGAUCAUUGGCAGUACUUAUUAUAGAAUCGUGUAGUAUACUAUAGUAAAUACUACAGUAUACUAUGGACCACAAAAAUACUUCAGUAAUAUCUGCAGAAACACUGCAGUAAUUACUGUAGUGUAUAUAUAUUACAGGAUUUAAUUUGUGUCUACCCUGCCCAUUCCCAUAUCCCAAUUUGUGGCACCAAUAAGUUACAAGCCAACGUUUGGUAUCGUAUAGAUUAUAUAUUGUGUUCCCUGCAGGUUAUAAAAAGGAGCAGAAGCUCUGAACUGUCUGUUCAGACCUCAGUCCUAUCUACCUACAGGUAUGGUACAUUUUCUUUUGUGUAUUUUUCCAAGUAGGUUUCCUCAAGGAUAUCAUGUCAAAGAUAAUAAAACAAAAACAUUAUAGUAAAUACUACAGUUAUUUCCGCUAAAAACCCUACAGUAAAUACCCGAGUCCGAAAAAACACUACAGUAAUUACUAUAAUAUAUACUAGUUUUUUCUUACUAGACUGUUUACUAUGAACAGUAAAUACUACAGUAUACUACAAUCAUGUCUGCAAAACUACAGUAAAUACUACAGUAUUCACUGUAUUUUUACACUACAUUCACUUUUCACUACAGUAUUUUUUCUCACUCCACUGAAUACUACAGUAAAGUCUCCAAAAACACUACAGGGAAUACUAUAGUAUUUAACGAUAGUAUACCUUAGUAUUUUUUCAUGUGGGCAUGCACAACUGAAAAGCUGUUAAAUAAAACCAGCAAGUGGGUCUUUAAAAUGACUGAUAUUUUUGAUAUUUGAGACUGUCCUCUACCGCCCAGUGAAACAAUAUGGUUAAAUAUAAUUGUAUGUAAAAAUAUAUAUAUAUAUAUAAUUAACACUACAAAUCUUGUUUUUUGUCUGAUGUUUUUUCCUCCCUAAGCUGCUGCUUAAAACAGGUGUAUUGCAAAUCACACAUUAAUAUUUUUUAAGACAAAAUUCUACACUAUGCAACUUUGUACAUUUUGCGUAGCAAGACUUUAUCUGAUACACUGGUGCUAAUAAUUAUUUCAAAUGUUAUAUUUUUGUGUGAAUGUUUUUUAUUAUGAUAUAGAGUGAGGAAAUAUUAUUUGUGUAAAUAUAUGCUUAAAUGAUUCAGGGCUGGCUGAUUGUUAAACCCAAGACCCAGCGGCCACCUCGUAUAGGUUCUAUCGCAAAAAAAAUCAACAAACCUCCACAUAAUAUAUACAUAUAUAUGAUAAGUUCUGUGGUAUAAUAUGCUUGCUUGUGUACAUGGCUCGGUGUUGUUGCCUCAUAGCUCUGCCAUUAUUAAUUUGUGUUUAAUUAUCUGUGGGUGGUCACCAAUUAAUUGAUGAAUGCUUUUAAAACACCUUUAUCCUUGACUGAUAACUUCAGGACUGUGUGAGGGAUGGCCCUAAAGAAGCCAUCGGUCUACAUUAAGCCUAUCGUUUCAUUUUACUGAAUUUAAAUCGACUCCCAAGAAAAUAGUAGUUCACCAUUUAGUGUUGUCUUCAUAUGUGGUCAAUAUUCACAUCACUUAGUUCCUAACGAGGGCGUCACGAUUAUCGCACACAUUACGUUUCAGACAAACAUUCUUUUCACACAUAAUUGUCUCCUCACACGUUCGCUACUCGGUGUCCUCGCAUUUCAGUAGAACAGCAGGGAUUUUGUUGAUGGGUCCAGAACAUCAGCCAGCCAGCCAGCCGCGAUACAGUAAAUGAAUAGGUUAUAACCUGGAGACCACUCAUCCUUCCCAUUCAACAUUUCUCAUCCUCAAUACACCAAUACUCACUCCUUAGCCUGCCUUCUAAUCAUGUUAUUUGUUGGAUAGUUGUUAGCUAACCUUUUACCCACAAUUUUAUAGAUGUGGCAGUGGCUAAAACGAUGUACACUGCAUUGAACCAUCUUCUGCCGUCUCUUAACCCUCCAGGCUACCACACUGCUGUGGAAGAAUGUGCAGCACAUACUGUUUGAUGUAUAAAACAGUAUUUCUAAUUUAUAAUGUCUCAAGUAUUUGUAUUAUUUUGUUGCAGUAGAUGAUGAUAUGUAUGUGUUGCACAAUCUUGUUGUGGUAAUUUGGCUAUGGAUGGGCAUGUUCUGUUGUACAAUAUAAUACAAAGGCACCAAUUCACUGCAACGUUUAAUUUGUGAGGACCCGAGAAAACCCUGUUUGUGACCCAAUUGCCUGUAAAUCCAAUCGUAACAUUUUAAAUAAUAAAACAAAUAUUACAGGAA
Messenger RNA from Oncorhynchus tshawytscha (Chinook salmon), 8884 nucleotides. Its product is annotated as laminin subunit gamma-1. Gene Ontology annotation, molecular function: extracellular matrix structural constituent. Lineage: Eukaryota; Metazoa; Chordata; Actinopteri; Salmoniformes; Salmonidae. The transcript has 28 exons. Bases 288 to 5072 code for a protein of 1594 amino acids. The record is from RefSeq and is a predicted model, not a curated record.